This is a messenger RNA of Cannabis sativa, 1339 nucleotides long. Its product is annotated as axial regulator YABBY 1. NCBI's taxonomy places the organism in Eukaryota, Viridiplantae, Streptophyta, Magnoliopsida, Rosales, Cannabaceae. The transcript is spliced from 7 exons. Gene Ontology annotation, biological process: cell fate commitment; fruit development; abaxial cell fate specification. Gene Ontology annotation, cellular component: nucleus. The record is from RefSeq and is a predicted model, not a curated record. The coding region runs from base 471 to 1163 and encodes 230 amino acids.
AAUAAUAUAUGUACCGGAGAUAUUAGAGGAGAGGGGUAGGCCAUAUAAAACGGAACAUAAAUAUUAAUAUUAAUAUUAUAAUUAUUAGUUAUUGCAUUUUCUGUGUCUGUGUCCAUUUAUUUCUGAUGAGCUAGCUAGCUUGUCUCUUAACUAUAUGUUACCAUAAUAGCCAGGUAUUGCAGCUCAAGUAUCAAGAAGAAGAUGAGAUGAGAUCCAAAAGAAGUUUUUUUAAAGUGUCCAUCAUCAAAAUCCCAAUACUACUUCUGAUCGAUGAUCAGUCAAUCCCAUCAGUCAAAUCAAAUCAAACACCAACAAAGUGAGAGAAAAGGAGAGAGAAAGAGAAAUAAAGAAAGAAAGAAAAGCAAGAAAACUGAGAUAGAAUAAUAGAUAAAGAGAUAGAUAGAGAGAGAGAGAGAGUGAGAGAGAAAGAGAGAGAGAAAGAGAGUUAUCAGAAUCAAGCAAAAGAAAAAAUGUCGGCCUCGUCCGCUGCCUUUUCACCACCGGACCACCUCUCCCCUUCCGACCAGCUCUGUUACGUUUAUUGCAAUUUCUGCGAUACUGUCCUCGCCGUUAGUGUUCCUUCGGAGAGUUUGUACAAGAUUGUGACAGUGAGAUGUGGUCACUGCAGCAACCUUCUUUCGGUCAACAUGCGUGGACCGCUUCUUCCUGCUGCCCCCAAUCAACUCCAUUUCGGCCAUGCUUUCUUCACUGCUCCUCAACAUCUUCUGGAGGAUAUUCGGAGCCUCCCAUCGAAUAAUAAUCUUAUGAUGAUGAAUAAUAAUAAUAAUUAUAAUCAUCAUCAUCAGCCAAACCCUAACGAUUUGCUUAUGCCAAUUCGCGGAAGAGCUGAAGAGAUCCCUAAACCUCCGGUUGUUAACAGACCUCCGGAAAAGAGACAGAGGGUACCAUCUGCUUACAACCGUUUCAUUAAAGAUGAGAUCCAACGUAUCAAAGCUGGAAAUCCAGAUAUAAGCCACAGAGAGGCCUUUAGUGCUGCUGCAAAGAAUUGGGCCCAUUAUCCUCAUAUCCAUCUCGGACUAAUGCCUGAUCAACCCGUGAAGAAGCCAGUUAUACGCCAGCAGGAUGGUGACGACAUGCUUAUGAAAGAUGGAUUUUUCAGUACUACUCCUCCUGCUGCCAACGUUGGCGUCUCUCCCUACUAAUUAUAUGCAUGUCUCUAAGUAUAAAAACCUUAGAGCUUUCUUUUAAUUUGGUAUUUAACUAAAGAUACUACUGUAACUUGUACUACUACUGAUGAUAUUAUUAGCUUUCUUCUUUACUGGUACAACUAUUGUCUUUCUUGCUAUCUUAUAAUUAUAUAUUAUAACCGUUAAUUUCA